Molecule: messenger RNA, 1286 nt
Organism: Xenia sp. Carnegie-2017
Lineage: Eukaryota; Metazoa; Cnidaria; Anthozoa; Malacalcyonacea; Xeniidae
Product: muscarinic acetylcholine receptor M3-like
Exons: 2
Coding region: 428-1201 (257 amino acids)
Biological process (GO): G protein-coupled receptor signaling pathway
Cellular component (GO): membrane
Molecular function (GO): G protein-coupled receptor activity
Source: RefSeq, a predicted model, not a curated record
AUGUAAAAAUGAUAAACGACAUGUUACUGACAACUAAACUCACGAUUUCUGGGAUGCACCCCCCCUCUCAACAUUUACUGUCACUCUGAAUAAAUCAUACGACGAUUCACUAAUAAAAAUCCUUAGACGACAAUGACUGUAAUAAAAAUUACAUUUUGGAUUGUCGUGCUAACAUCAACGGGGGAAAGGUUGAAAUCGAGUACAAUAUCCUGAGGAGACAGAGUCUAAUAACAUCGCAUUUUAAGAGAGCUUGUUAACGGCGAGGAAAGUCAGUAAGCCGAUAUUGUCAAACACUUCCGAAGAGUGUGAGAUAUAACAAGAGGACCAUAAAAAGCGGGGAAUAUUUAAUCAGCUUUAUCACGCGAGAGAAAAUACAUAUAAAGCCUUAAGUAGCCAUCACAAUCUUAUUCACUGGAUACAAGUCAAGAUGAAUACAUCUCUUCCAUCAGAGCGUACUUCUACUACCGUGGCAACAAACAUCACCGACUCUUUACUGUCGCAAUGUGCUUAUGGAGGAUAUUAUUUAACACGGAGUCCAACAGGUUUUUACUAUUAUAACUACAUAAUUAACAUCAUCUUGGGAAGUAUGACAACUUUGGUUGGAGCUGUCGCUAAUUUCUUGGUCAUAACAGUGUAUAUGAAGACUCGACAACGUCAAGGGUUCAACACGGCAUUGUUGGCGUAUCUUGCAAUAAGUGAUCUGUUGGUGACAGCUCUUGUGCAACCGUUGAUGAUCAGUCGUUUGAUAUUAGAGCUUCAAGGUGAAAAUUUCUGUGUUUAUUCCCUAAUCAUCCGACGAUUGUUUGAAUUCGUCAUUCCAGUAUCUUUCCUGUCUGUCGGUUUAAUAACGUAUGAACGUUAUGAAGCGAUCUUUAGUCCUGUGAAAUACCGUUCAACAAGCCUGAGAAAUCGUAUUAAAGUUAUCAUGUUACUUAUUUGGCUCUUUGCCCUCAUCACGAUGGCCAUGCGUUUCUUCAAGUUCUUCUUCUUCAUCUACUAUUUCGUCGCUCUCGUCAUCAUCAUCGCUCUUGUCGUCGCCAAUACAAUCAUUUACAUAAAGAUAGGCAAAAUGGCAUCGGAUUAUACCAAAGAUAGACGCGAAGCAGCCGAGAAACAAUGCGAUUUACGUAGCUCGAAAAGAUCCGUACCAAAGACAAGCGUAGUACACGAACCUUAUUCUAUAUCUUCUUUAGUCUUGUAAUAUGUUACAUCCCGAUGAUUGCCGCGAUGUUAUACACGGUAAUCAAACAAGAAAAAUCGCAAUCAUUACAAUUUCUAUUCGGAUA